UUCGCCGUGAAGCUGUGCCUACCCCCUUCCAACCCCAUUUCUGGGAUCUUCCUGUGCAGUAAGGCAGCAUUUCCCCUCCCUACUCCCCCCCCCCCCCACCACACACACACACACACACACACACACACACACACACAGAGGAGCUGGCUACACCUCCCUACACUUCACCCCCCAACCCCCCUCUCCACCCACCUGGACGGCAGCUCUUCCUCUCCUCGGUGCAUCAUCUGAAAGCCGGGGCUCCACUGUUCUGCAUGACUCUGGGAUCGAGCCUCCCCAUCGCCCUCCUGCUCCCGCUCACCUGCGGGUUGGAGUUUGUGGUCAACCCUGCCAACCUGACCAUCUCCCUGGGCCUGAACGCUCAGAUGGGAUGUCGGCUGAAGGGGUUCUCGGGACAGCCCACCAUCGGCUGGGUGAAGGACGGCGAAGAGUUGCAGAGCGCAGAGUUCAUGACUGUUCACGUCAGCGAGGACGAGUUUCUCAGCAACAUCAGGUUGGUGAAUGUGCAGCAGACAGACAUGGGCUGGUAUUGGUGCGUAGCCACAGUGAAUGGCACUCACACUAACUCGAAAAAGGCGUUUCUGGCUGUCGAAGGUCUACCGUACAUCACAGUGCAGCCACAGGACAGCAUCGUUUUUAAAAAUACACCCUUCAACUUGACAUGUGCUGCUAUUGGAAGGCCAGAACCGACCGAGAUUGUGUGGAAGAUGGGGGAGGUGUUAGUUGAAGGGACAGGGAAGGAAUCUCCUUCUGUGCUGACACUUAAAGGAAUCGACAGGCCGACCACCUUCACUUGUGAGGCACGCAACUCAAAGGGAGUCGCUGUUUCCAGGACAGCGAGUGUCAAAGUCAAAGUCCCACCAGCCAAGCCGGAUAGGGUGAGCAUCGCCAACGAGACCGCCAACAACGCCACCGUCAGUUGGACCGUCGCCUUCGAUGGCCUCUCGAAUGUGCUGAACUGCACAGCUCAGGUUUCCAAUCUCGACAUGGCAGAUUCUAGGUCAAAAACCAACAUAUCCUUUGAGAGAACUUUCAGUGUGCCACCAUACAGAUAUAUCAUCAGUGGCUUGCGGCCCUUCACUACCUAUGGCAUUAGACUCAUGUGUAGCAAUGAAGUGGGGCAUUCUGAAUUCACUGAGUGGAUUUAUUUCCAAACAUCUGAAGCAGGGCCAGAAAUGCCAGAGCGAAGGACCACCUGGGCCCCUGUGAUAAUUGGAGUUCUCUGUGCUGCCUUAACUCUGAUCAGCGUGCUGCUGGUCAUGUACCACAUCCGCAGAAAGGAAAUGCAGUUUGGAGAGGCCUUUGGCCCUGUUUCCAAUGGAGUGGGCCAGAUGGUACAAUAUAGGGCAGGAAGAGUCUACAAUCGCAGAGGGGCAGAACGCAUCGAAGCAACUUUCGACACUUUGGGAAUCAGCGACGCUCUGAAGCAGAAGCUGGAAGAUAUUUUCAUUCAUGAGCGACAGCUGGAGCUGGGGCGCACGCUGGGUAGAGGGGAGUUCGGCUCGGUCAAGGAGGCUUACUUAAAGAUGGAAGACGGGUCCUGUCAGAGGUUGGCUGUGAAAAUGCUAAAAACUGAAAUCAAUGCAUCUGGGGAUAUUGAGGAGUUCCUGCGAGAAGCAGCCUGCAUGAAGGAGUUCAACCACCCCAAUGUCAUUAAGGUGAUUGGGGUGAGCCUGCAGAGUCGAGCCCAUCGCCGGCUUCCAGUCCCCAUGGUUUUGCUUCCCUUCAUGAAACAUGGAGACCUCCGUACCUAUCUGGUACUGUCCCGGCUUGGAGACCAGCCAGUGGACAUUCCAGCACCUACACUCCUGAACUUUAUGAUUGACAUUGUGAAAGGGAUGGAGUACCUCAGCAGCAAGAACUUUGUCCACAGGGAUCUGGCUACACGCAACUGCAUGCUGGACCAAGACAUGCACGUGUGCGUGGCAGACUUCGGCUUAUCCCGUAAGCUGUAUAGUGGUGAUUACUAUAGGCAAGGUAGCACCAGCAAGCUGCCCGUUAAAUGGAUUGCGCUGGAGAGCUUGGCAGAUAACAUGUACACGGUUCACAGCGAUGUGUGGUCGUUUGGAGUCACCAUGUGGGAGAUUGCAGCGAGAGGUCAAACCCCGUACCCAGGGGUUGAGAAUGCAGAGAUUUACGAGUACCUCAUCCGAGGGCACAGGCUGAAGCAGCCCCCAGAUUGCACUGACGAACUGUACAAGCUCAUGCACAAGUGUUGGCACACCGACCCCAAGCUCAGGCCCUCCUUUGAAUCUUUGAGGACGUCGCUGGAAGGCCUCUUACAGGGCCUUUCUACCGCCUCAGAGACAGAGCAGCAUCUCUACAUGAACUUACGGGAAGGGGCAGGGGCUACAGCUUCGAAUCAAGGCCGCAGCAUGGCCUGCUGGGAAAUGGAUGGUCAAGGUGCGGACAAUUUGGAGGCCUUGGCUAUUUCAGAGACCGCUGACUAUCGCUAUGUGACUGCUCCUCUGGGCUUUAUGGAAGACGGAACAGAGGAGACCUCGGCAAAUGAAUCGGAGGAUCCGGUACAGGAUGGACAACUGGAAGAUGAAGUCACGAUAAAUCCUUAGCAACGGGAAACUUAAAUACUGAGCUGUGCAAUAAUGAAACUGAGGGGGAUCCUCUCAGCUGUGCCUUGGUACCACACACGGGUCGAACACUUGUUGGUGACCACCCUCGCUGGGAUCCAGAUCCAAAAAAGACCUCUGAGAUUUCAACAAGAACUGAAGCAAACAGUUUAUUUAUAUCUCCUUGAAGAUCAAAUGUCACUCACUGGACAGAUUUACGUGCAUUUUUGUUUGACUUGAAUUUAAACUAGUAGUUUCCUUUUUUUAAAAUUGUUCUCAUCGGGCAGGCCGACUUGAUUAAGGAUGCAAUGAUUUUAGAUGUUGGCUCAAUUGACGAGGCUGCUGUCAGAAUGUGCAGGAGCGAUUGUCACGCAAAACAAAAAGAGAUUUGCAUUUAUGUCGCACUUUUCUCAACCAUUGGGUGUCUCAAAGUGCUUCGCAAAUGUGAAGUACUUUUGAAGUAUUGUAAUGUAGGGAAUGUGAUGGCACAGUAAGCUCCCGCAAGCAGUAAUAAUCUUUUUUCUUUGUAUGAGUUUGAGGGAAUAAUAUUGGCCAGGAUCCCAGGUUUGGAAUCAUUUACGUCCACCCGAGCGGGCAGCUGGGAUCUUGGUUUCAUUGUCUCAUCCGAAAAGCUCCGAAUGUGCAGCACUCCCUCGGUACUGUGCUGGAGUGUCACCCUGGAUUCUUGGGUUCAGCACCGGAAUUGAAACUUGAACCUGUGAUCUCGGGAUUCAAAGGUGGGAGUACAACUAACUCAGACACUAACAGCUGACGCCAGGGAAAGACUGACUUCAGUUUUGAACCUCAUGGCCACUGAGUACUGUGGCGCAGAACGAUGUGCCGCAAAAGGCAGUGCAACCAUAUCUAGAUUAUUUGCCGUCUUGGUUUCGAGAUUUAUGUCAGCCAGAAUUUUUUUGAAUAAUGCCAUGAGGUCCUUUGUGUUCGCUUGAAAUGGGGCCUCGUAUUAACACCUUGUUCAAAAGAUAGUACCCCUGACAAUGCAGCACUCGCUAUAAGUAUCAGCCUAGACUUUAGUUUUGAACCACAUCUGUCUUCCCAACUCAGCUGUCCUCUGAGCAUCAAAUGACAUCAUUGCGUUAAUAUGCACUCCCUUGUACCUUGGUGCAGUUACGUUAAAUUGUGUUGUUUCAACCCCUAGAUGAUACAUGUGAAUCUGUAUGUGCGGAGUUUGCAAUUUCUACCAGUGUCUACAUGUGGGUUUGCUGUGGGUGCUCUGGUUUCCUCCCAGUGUUCAAGGAUGUGCAGGCUAGGUGGAUUGGUCGUGCUCAGUUACUCUGUGGUUUCCAGGGAUGGGCAGGAUGGGUGGCUUAGCCAUGGUAACUGUGGGGUUAAAGGGAUAGGGUUGGGGGCUAGGUCUGGAUGCUCGGUGCUGACUUGAUGGGCCAAUAUGGCUCUUUCUGCACUGUAGGGAUCCUAUAAUGACUGCCGCAGCAGAAAGCAAGGAACAUGCAUCACACCCUUAAUUCAUCACCUUUCCAGCUAUUAAUAGCAAGAGUUAUACUCAAAGAAAUUUAAAAAAUUAAAGUUUGCAGUAAAAUGAACACUAUAACCUAAACUAAGAGAGCUCACUGUGUUCUUCAGCAAUACCUCCCAAAUGUGAAGGACCAUGGCAGCAUGUCUUACAGGAGCUUCCAAAGUUGCCCUUGAAAUUGACACACAAUGCUGAUUUGGGAAGACUCUGCCAUUUGCCUUCAUUGUUGCUGGAUCAAAGUUAUAGAAACUUACUAGUAAAGUGUGUGGGUGUGUGGUUCAUUUGCACAGGACAUUGGUGAGGCCUUUUCUGGAAUACUGUGUCCGAUCCUGGUCGUUCAGUUGCGGGAAGGACGUUAGCUGGAGAGGAUUCAGGAGAGAUUUGCCAGGAUGUUGCCAGGUAUGGAGGGGGUUUUGACUCAUGGAGAAAGGCUGGAUUGGCAGGGAAUUUUAUUUCACUGGAGUGUAGGAGGUUGAGAGGUGACCCAAUAAAAGCUUAUACAUUAGUGAGAGGUACAGGUAGAGUUAGUGGUAGUUGUCUCUUCCCUAGGAAGGGGGAUUUCAAAGCUAGGACCUGUAUUUUUAACAUGAAAGGAGAGAGAUUUCAAAAGGACAACAUUUUUACACAGAGUGGUCCGUGUGAGGAAGUGAUGGAUGCAGGUACAGCUACAAUGUUUAGAAGACAUUUCAAUAAGGACAUGAAUAAGAAAUGUCUGGGGGCAUAUGGGCUAAGCGCGUGCAGGUGGGACUAACGUAGUUUGAGAUUAUGGUUGGCACGGACUGGUUAGACCAAAAAGGCCUGUUUCUGUGCUGCAAGAAUCCGUGUAGUCCCUCCCCAUUGUCAUGACAAUGUCGGGAUGGACAACAGAUAUUGGCCUUGUCACAGAGAACAAGGAAGGAGAUUAAGUGAACAGCUUUCCCUGGUUUUGGGGGGUGAGCUUGUCACAUGCUGAUAUUGCUUUUAGCUCUCCACCCAACCCAGAUCCUGUAGACUCCCUCAAUCACUUGAUUCCGAGAGGUGUUACCUUGUGCACAGAGUGAAUGUGAAUCUGAGUGAAGAAUUCAGGUGAUCUCUUCCACGGUCCUGCAUUUUCUGAGCAGUCUGGGACUCUUCCAAGAAUCCUAAUUCUAAGGUUUUGGAGUAGAUCUGUAGCUCGGGUUGUGGGUGUUGAGGUUGGUUGGCUCGCCAAGCUGGUUUGUUGUUCUGCAGACGUUUCGUUACCGUGCCUGGUAACAUCCUCAGUGCAGCCUCUGAUGAAGUGUUGGUGUGUUUAACGGCCUGGUUUGACUUCGAUUGGGACAACACUAAGAUCCUGGGACAGGCUAGGCAGAGACACGCAUGAGAAUUCCUUGAAGCAUGGCACUCCAUGAAGCAGGCUAUUAAUCAGCACAUUGAACUCAACCCCAUAUACAUUCCACUACGGAAGAAACCCGGAAGUGAGGCAAUCCAUCACAACGGACCCCAGAGUUUAAAAACCAGGCGGGAAAACACACCGAUGCUUCAUCAGAGG
This is a messenger RNA of Stegostoma tigrinum, 5569 nucleotides long. RefSeq names its product TYRO3 protein tyrosine kinase (gene tyro3). The record is from RefSeq and is a predicted model, not a curated record. Gene Ontology annotation, cellular component: signaling receptor complex. The transcript has 17 exons. Gene Ontology annotation, biological process: multicellular organism development; positive regulation of kinase activity; cell surface receptor protein tyrosine kinase signaling pathway. Gene Ontology annotation, molecular function: protein binding; ATP binding; transmembrane receptor protein tyrosine kinase activity. The coding region runs from base 255 to 2570 and encodes 771 amino acids. Lineage: Eukaryota; Metazoa; Chordata; Chondrichthyes; Orectolobiformes; Stegostomatidae.